GGCAUUCGUGAAUAUCGAAAAAUACGAAGAGGAGAUAAAAGUCGAAGCUAUUGAUAUAUCGUAUGGCAUUACUAAAACCGCUGAAUACGAGUUAACAAAAGCCAAUUUGUUGUUGCAUUGUGAUCAAUGUGAAAAAAGUUUUAAGUCAAGAAAACAAUUAACCGGUCACAGAAAAAGCGUUCACUCAGAAAAACGUUACCAAUGCCCCAAAUGUCCCAAGAACUACAAAAUUAACAGCCAAUUGAAUAAGCAUCUGAAACUACACGAUCCGACGAAUAAAAUCCAGUGCGAUAUCUGUUUGAAAGAAUUUUCAAAUAAACAUUGUUUCGAUCUGCACAUGAAGAGACACAACAAGCAAUACGUCACGAAAUGCGAACAGUGCAAUACAAAAUUCAUUGCGGAAUAUGAAUUGAGGAAACACGUGGCCGUUAAACAUAACAAAUUAUUUCUUUGCGUGGAGUGUGGUAGUAGAUACAGCACUAAAAAUGCUUUGGAUUACCAUAUGCUAACUCACGAUCCCGAUUUCAAAAAAACC
Messenger RNA from Sitophilus oryzae (rice weevil), 535 nucleotides. RefSeq names its product zinc finger protein 37-like. NCBI's taxonomy places the organism in Eukaryota, Metazoa, Arthropoda, Insecta, Coleoptera, Curculionidae. The transcript has a single exon. The record is from RefSeq and is a predicted model, not a curated record. Gene Ontology annotation, molecular function: DNA-binding transcription factor activity, RNA polymerase II-specific; RNA polymerase II transcription regulatory region sequence-specific DNA binding. Gene Ontology annotation, biological process: regulation of transcription by RNA polymerase II. The annotation marks the transcript as partial. Gene Ontology annotation, cellular component: nucleus.